Solanum verrucosum is the source of this 2665-nucleotide messenger RNA. Its product is annotated as U-box domain-containing protein 17. The record is from RefSeq and is a predicted model, not a curated record. Gene Ontology annotation, biological process: cell surface receptor signaling pathway; protein ubiquitination. Bases 357 to 2531 code for a protein of 724 amino acids. Gene Ontology annotation, molecular function: protein binding; ubiquitin-protein transferase activity. Lineage: Eukaryota; Viridiplantae; Streptophyta; Magnoliopsida; Solanales; Solanaceae. The transcript has a single exon. Gene Ontology annotation, cellular component: nucleus; cytoplasm.
UCCCAUUUCUUUCUCUUCCAGCUUUUUCUUUGCUUUCUUCUUCUUCUUUAACGCGGAUUCACUAUAGAAUAUACCUAUAUUUUCCCUUUUUUGGUUCUAUUGUCAAUCCAUACAAGUUCUUGUACAAAUAAUAAAUACCCAUUUCGUUCUUGGUCUUAAAUUCAAACCUUUCUUGAUAGUUUUUUUUCAGAAAGGUAGAAUCUUGGAGUUGUUUUUACAGUUUUUUGGUAUACCCAUAUAGAAAUCUCACUGAAAUAUUGCACAAAUAAGAUCAAGAAAGCAUUUUUCAGUGGGAAACAAGAAAAGGGUUGGAGUUGAUUAUUCAAGAUUUUGGUGAAAUUGGGUGUUGGAAAUUGAUGGCAUCUGCUGCAAUUUUCUCAUCGUUGAGGAGACAAAGGUCGCCGACACUGGAAGCGUUCUUGGCGCCGGUGGAUCUGACAGAUGUUGGGUUGUUGCAAACACUAACGGCGUUAUCUUCUGAGCUGAUUUCUGCAUAUUCAGGUAAAAGGCUGCCGUUUUAUCAGCGGAAGAAUUGUAAGUCUUUGUUAAGGAAAAUUCAAGUGUUUUCUGUUCUCUUGGAAUGUCUUCUUGAGAAUAACAAGAACAGAAGUAGGGGUUCUUCAGAUUUGCCGUUUACAGCUUUUUUGUGCUUCAAGGAGUUGUAUUUAUUGCUUUACCGGUCGAAAAUCUUGCUUGAUUAUUGCUCUCAUUCCAGUAAGUUGUGGCUGUUGCUACAAAACCAUUCGAUUUCAGGUCAUUUCCAUGAUUUGAACCAAGAAAUCUCGACCCUUUUGGAUGUUUUCCCCUUAAAGGAUUUAAAAAAUUUACCUGAAGAUGUUAGGGAACAGGUUGAGUUGUUGAAGAAACAAGCAAGAAAAUCUCAGUUGUUUGUUGAUAAACAUGAUGAGAUGCUGAGGUUGAAAAUGUUCUCUUUCUUGAAUGAGUUUGAGAAUGGAGGUGUUCCUGACUACGCGCAGUUGUACUCUUUUUUUGUGGAAAAAUUGGGGAUUUCUAAUCCUAGGAGUUGCAGGGUUGAGAUUGAGUUUUUGGAGGAGCAGAUUGUGAACCAUGAAGGAGAUAUUGAGCCGACAUCCUCAGUUCUCAACGGCUUUGUGGCGUUGAUGCGAUACUGCAGGUUUUUGCUCUUUGGCUUUGAAGAGGAUGAUAUGGGAUUGAGAUUGGGUAAGCAUAAGAAGCUGAAGAGAGGGCUGAUUAGUAAAGAGAUUGCAGAGACAUUCAUUUCUGUACCAAAGGACUUCUGUUGUCCGAUAUCGUUGGAUUUGAUGAGGGAUCCAGUUAUUGUGGCAACAGGGCAGACAUAUGAUCGAGCUUCCAUAUCGAGGUGGAUGGAGGAGGGUCACUGUACUUGCCCAAAGACAGGGCAGUUGCUUGAUCAUACCCGGCUUGUGCCAAACAGGGCUCUUAGGAAUUUGAUUAUGCAUUGGUGUGCUGCUCGCAAAAUUCCCUAUGACCCUCUGGAGAGUGGGGAUCCAUGUAUUGAAUGUUUCCCAUCUGCUUCACCUAGCAGGGCUGCAUUAGAAGCUAAUAAAGCCACAGCAGCUCUUCUCAUUAAGCAGCUAGAGAAUGGGACGCAGAUUGCAAAAACUAUUGCUGCUCGGGAGAUAAGACUUUUAGCUAAAACUGGUAAGGAGAAUCGUGCAUACAUAGCCGAGGCUGGUGCAAUCCCACAUUUGAAGAAUUUGCUUUCAUCUCCAGAUGCUGUGGCACAAGAAAAUUCCGUCACUGCAAUGCUUAACUUAUCGAUUUUUGAUAAGAAUAAAGGUCGAAUUAUUGAUGAAGUAGGGUGUCUGGCGUUGAUAGUUGGAGUGUUGAGAUUUGGGCACACCACAGAGGCACGGGAAAAUGCUGCGGCAACAUUGUUCAGUCUGUCAGCUGUUCAUGACUAUAAGAGGCAAAUAGCAAAAGAAGAUGGGGCAGUCGAGGCCUUAGCAGGUCUGUUGCGAGAAGGUUCUCCCCGAGGGAAGAAGGAUGCAGUAACUGCUCUAUUUAAUUUGUCUACCCACACAGAUAAUUGUGCGAGGAUGAUAGAGUGUGGAGCUGUUACUGCUCUAGUUGGAGCUUUGGGAAGUGAAGGUGUUGCCGAAGAAGCUGCUGGUGCAUUGGCGCUGAUUGUUAGGCAGCAAGUUGGUGCUACAGCUGUUGGCAAUGAGGAAACGGCAGUAGCAGGGCUCAUUGCAAUGAUGCGAUGUGGGACACCAAGAGGGAAAGAGAAUGCAGUUGCUGCAUUGCUUGAAUUAUGCCGUGGUGGUGGAGCAGCUGCUACUGAGAGGGUCUUGAAGGCGCCGUCAUUAGCAAGUUUACUUCAGACAUUGCUCUUUACAGGAACAAAGCGCGCAAGGAGGAAAGCAGCAUCGCUUGCUAGAGUAUUCCAACGGUGUGAGCAUGCAUCAGUUCAUUAUAGCGGGUUUGGUGUAGGAUAUGCAUUUUCUGGGAACUCAGCUGCAUCUAGGGAUUCAACUUUUCCUAGUGAUGUCUCAGUGUCCAUGUCCAUUUCAGUUCCAGUAUUAUAGGGUGGGGUACUUAUCACCAUUCAUCUUUUGUUCUUAGUUUUGCCUGUAAUAUUCAAAAAUUCUUUCAUUGAAAUAUAAACGCGACAAAGAAAGAGAGAAAUCAUAGGAAUACCAUAAAAUUCAUGUGUUCUUAG